AUGAUGACGUACCGUCUGCUGUGCGCCCUGUUGGUGCUCGCCCUGUGCUGCUGUCCAUCCGUUUGCGUGGCAGUAAGUGAAAUUAAUGAUACCCCCACUGCGGUCCCCGCUGUGCCAAAGGUACCAGGGGUACAGGAACCAGUUGAGAAGGGAGUGGAACAAAGCGAAAGAGUAGAGAAGCCAGUUAUUGCGGCCGGUAUGGAAAACACACAAGGUAUGGUAUCCGGUGGGUCUUCCAACAGUCAAGGUGCUUCAGGUGUGUCCGGUCAGUCCACGUUACAAACUCCUGGAGUUCCGCUACAGCCACCUACUGUACCAACCGUUGCGUCAGGGGAACAAAGUGGGCUGAUUGUACCCGAAAAAAAAGAAGAGAAGAAGACGACUGCAUCAACGACCACGACGACCACAACCACAAAGGCACCAACCACCACCACGACGACCACUACAACAACGACGACGACCACUAGGACUACGAGUACGACAACUACAGAGGCGCCAACCACGACGAUCACCCGCACACCGUCACGUCUUCGCGAAAGCGACGGCAGCCUCAGCAGCUCUGCGUGGGUGUGUGCCCCGCUGCUGCUCGCCGCAUCCGCGCUGGCGUACACCGCUGUGGACUGA
Messenger RNA from Trypanosoma cruzi, 624 nucleotides. RefSeq names its product mucin TcMUCII, putative. The coding region runs from base 1 to 624 and encodes 207 amino acids. The record is from RefSeq and is a predicted model, not a curated record. Lineage: Eukaryota; Euglenozoa; Kinetoplastea; Trypanosomatida; Trypanosomatidae. The transcript has a single exon.